AUGUCUGUGACAAAUUCAAUCCACCAACUAUCAGAAGCCAAGCAACAGAUUUACUACCAAAUUACUGCACUGGUUCAGUUGAGAAUUGAUCAAAACAAUCAUCAACAAGGUGAACCUACUACCCAUAUGGACUCUAAAAAAGUCACCAAAGAUUUUCAAUUCCGAGAACAAGUCAAAGCGUUUGCGUACAGAUUGGCUACCAAGGCAGUUCUGGCUGCGUUGUGUAUCUUUUUAGCUUUUACAUGUUCAUGGGCGAUCACUUUGACAUUUUCUCUCCAUCCGGUGGUGUGUUUUGUGAUCUCUUUUUUGUUGAGCAUGAGUGUGAGUGUGUUCAUGUCUCAUCUGGAGAAACUUCAUGAAAACGAGGAACAGACUUUGCUUUCUACGGUAUUUAAUUGGUGUGUUGGGAGUGCUGAACAUUUGGAUGUAAUAGUUGAGAAUUUUCCUGAAGUAAAAUGUCCACUCACUUUACAACCCAUUCGAAAACCAGGUUUGUUAUUUGGACACCAUUACGAAUAUAAGACGAUAAAACAACAAGUCGAAUUGAAUGGAACAUGUCCUCUUACAAGAAAAGAAUGCACCGUAAAUGACAUUCAAACCGAUUCAGAUUUCGAAGAAUUGUUGAACAAGUUUUACAAGAGUGAUCUCUAA
Molecule: messenger RNA, 651 nt
Organism: Naegleria lovaniensis
Lineage: Eukaryota; Heterolobosea; Eutetramitea; Acrasida; Naegleriidae
Exons: 1
Coding region: 1-651 (216 amino acids)
Source: RefSeq, a predicted model, not a curated record